AUGGCUUUCAUUUCAGAAGAUUUCUCGUUCAACAGCUCUAUGGCUAAUUUGGCUUAUAAAAAGUCGGCCUGGAUUACCCCGGACAGUUCAAAUCCACAAAAACGAAACCUUCCCGACUCAUCUGGAAUACAAGACUAUCAGGGAGAUGCCGCUCAGCAACCCGGGUCAAGCGAUCAGCUGACCAGCGUUGUGUCAUCCAUCCACCGAGGCCGGUCACGUCCGCCAAUGCUUGCUCAUCACCGGAUUGGUGAAAGUCAACAUCAGGGAACUACAUCAACCUUUUCUCGUUUACCGUUUUGGUCUGUUGGACCGAAUGGACAUAAUGGUGCCACAAUGCUCGGUGAUACUGGGGAUCCAAUGGCUUCUCUAGCGGUGGACGGAUGGACCGGUGAGGAGCUGGAACCGCGCAACUCCUCUUUGCGUAUUCGUUCUUCCGAGCACUUGAUGAAUGACGAUCCGCAACCAGAAAAGCCUAGUGGACUGAUCGAGUCUGAGAUUGAGCUUUCCCGAAUGAAAUCACGCCAUGCAUGUGUGGUGCUGGAAUACAAGUGGCCGUUCGUAGAACUACCCUCAUGGUAUGUCGAUCUUCGGGAACAGACUGAGGUCAAUGGUGUCGUUAUUUACACUGCUGGUCACGGGCGAGCAGCGAACUCAAAUAUUCAAUGGGCACCAUCCCUAACACCUCAACACAGUAGCCAACUCAAAUCGGACAACUUGGAACGUUUAUCGGUCUAUGUGGAAUCCGAACCGCGAAAUCAUCGAUCCACUCUGUCCAGUACUUCAACAUCAAGUUUAUGCGGAUUUGUUACUCGAUUGAAUGAUGCCAUAUUCAAUCCCCGACUCCAUAUUCCGUGUAGACAACCACUGACCGGGCGUUUCGUCUAUGUGGAGGCUCGUGGAGUGCGUGGAAGAUGGUCACAAGAAUUCUCUGCAAUGUUGUGUGAAGUCAUGGUCUAUUAG
This is a messenger RNA of Echinostoma caproni, 960 nucleotides long. NCBI's taxonomy places the organism in Eukaryota, Metazoa, Platyhelminthes, Trematoda, Plagiorchiida, Echinostomatidae. The record is from the annotation of a GenBank genome assembly.